CUUUUACUGUAUGAAGCAUUAUGAGUGACCAAUCGCUCCAUACAGAUUUUCUAUAUCAUUUAACAGAAAAACAUUAUCAAGCAGCUCUGGAUCUGGGCAAGGAAUUGGAUAUUGACUCAGAUAUUGUAUACAAAACUCAAUGGUUUUCUCGACUGGAUGAACUGGGAUCUCACUUUACGAAGCAAGACGUGGACCUGUUAGAACGUAUACAUGACGAUGCUUGGGUGGUUAGUCAAUGUCUUGAUCUUGUUGCUGAUAAUGAUACCUUACAACAACGUAUUCUACAGAUUGGGUUGAAUCUCACACGCAAACAUACUGAUGACUUGUUACAAUCUUUGCAAUCCCAAUAUGAACAACAGCAUUUGGUUUCAUCUACUUUGUCAUCACCAGCAGCAGCAACAACAGAAGCUGAAGCAGCAGCAAAAGGCUCGGUCGAGCAGAUCUCAGUAAAUGAUAAUGAUCGAUUAUGGAUAUUUGCACGUCGUUACUUUUUACAAUACAUGGAUAGGCUACAUACGUUUGUCAAGAUAUGGCCAUUGGUAGCUCAAGAUACUGUCAUGUUUACCGAAGCAUAUAGCGACUUUCGUGAUGUGAAUUUGGUGGCUCAAGCUAUUGAAUUUGCUCGUUCAGAAAACAAUCGAGCUUUGGACGUGUUAUUUAUGCAUCAUGGUACAACUCUUCUCCCUUAUCGAUUGUUUAUUCUAUCUCAGGUGCCGGAAACUGUGGAUCCUGCUAGUUUUGAUUUACCACAUGUCACUGGUUCAUAUGAAGAUCUGUGGGUACAAGAACCUUGGCGACAAGAUUCUGAUUUGGCUGAACUUCCUUGGGUGGAAUCCCUUAUCUUGCCACAACAAAAAAAUAACAUCAUCAAUGACAACAACAACAGUAAGAACGACAGAGAGGAUACCGAAAAUAUCUUGACAGCGGCUCCAGAAGAAGCGAAUUACUUAUCACAACUCCAUCAAGUGGUGGAAACAACUCCUUAUCCAGCACCAGCCAAUAUUAUUGCUGAGUGGUAUCUUCAUCGUGCUCGAACAAUGGACAGUCUCGGAUUAGCAAGUCAUGCACUUGGUCUUGUACGAUAUGCAAAAGCGAUGGGUGUACCUGAUAUGGAUGAUCAUGUGGAACGAUACGAUUGGUUAUGCAAAUUUAUUUACGCUUCUUCGACAACAGACAUGGAUCUUGCUGCUUUUGAACACUUAUCAGAUUACGAUGUGUUGGAGGGGUUACUGCUACAGACAAGUACGGAUACUAUUGUGCAAGAUAUGAGGCGACUCGUGUUACCAUGGUUGGAACGAUGUACAAGGAAAAGGCAAAAGGAUAUUAUGAAAGAUGAUGAUGAUGAUGAUGAUGACGAACGACCAGUAUUUUUACUCUAUCGAUGGUUAUUAGGACAAUCAUCAGAACAGCUACAUCGAUGUUGUGUUAUUUUUGAAGCAUCCAAACCAACUUUAUCAAUGGAAGAACGGAUCAUAAAGGAUGAUUGUGACUUAUCAAGAUUGGUUUUGGCAUUGGUAUAUUCAAGUGAUGGAUCUAUGGAAUAUUUGGUACGAAUGUUUGAAUGUCUUCCUCUCUUUCCUGAUAUUGAUGUAGAAGGAAAUAACAAUAGUGACAAUGAAGUGGAUAUGGCUACCUUAUUACCUUUGGCAGGAACUCCUCUUGGGCUAUUUACAGCAUUACAAAGUAUACAAAAGGCAGGACUCACCAAGAUGAUGGAUACCUUACAAGCACAUUUGAUGUCAGCAGAAGUAUUGGCUCGAUACCAUGCUAGUGUCCCUUUACGAUGGUAUUUACAAGAUCAAUCGGUGGAUAUUCAACGUCAAUUAUGUAUUCGCAUGGCAUCACAAGCUGCUGGUGGAGUGGAAACUGGAGGUGUUCAAUUUGACCGUGAUGAUGAUUGGCGCGAACUUUUAGAUGAUAUGUUACGACUACAUGAUGAUGGUAAUGGUAUCUUUGGAAAAAUUGAAUCCACUGAAAUCAUGGAAAUUUUUUACAGCUCUUUAUUAAGAUGUGGUCGCUUUCACUUAGCGAAAGAGCUUGUUGUCGGUUCAAGAUCAUUAUUGGGUAUGGAACAAGCUGAAAAACUAGUGAUUGAUGCAGAAAGGGAAUUCUUUGAUAACUCAACAAAUGGCAAUAUGAAUACAAGCAAUAUGAAGAAAGCAUGGGAUUGUCUACAUGUGUUACCUCCAACAGCAAACAUUAAAAAGGAAAUGGAUUUGAUUGAGGCUACUCAUACACUCAUCUCAGUAUACCAAGUGACAUCUAAGCCGGGAUUAGUAUUGAUGCCUAUUCAACUUCGACAAUCAACGGAUCGUCUCGAUUUUAUUUCCAGACUAGUGAAUACUCGCAAAGGCAUCUAUCGACAAUUCAAGGAAGUAGUCACUUUGACACAAAAAUUGGGUUACCAAGGGGAUUUAUUGGCAGAGGUGACGGUUCUCUCGAUGAUGGCAGGUGCAGCCAUGGUAGAUGAAGAGUAUCUCUCAUGUUAUCGAUUAUGUCAAGCAACAGUGGACAAGGCACAAUCGAUCACAACAUCUAAGCAACACAAUCGAAACUACGUGGAUAAGGUGCGUCAGGCAGCAUGGCAAAUCUGUUUCAAUUUGGGCAAGUUGGACGCAUGGCAUGAUACAUUACGACGAUUGGACGUACUAGCAAUGGCAUUGACAGUAUGUCCUGUGGAAUAUAUGCAUGACAUUUUGACAGUAUAUCAACGAUUGGAGCAACAACAAUCUACACUACUUUUUGAUAAUCCUUUGGAAAUUGUCAAAUUGGAACAAUCUCGAUAUGACAACCUGGAAAUGGAAAUUCAGCAACGAGGUACGGUUGGAUGGCAAGGGUUGUUGGAAAGUGCAAAGAAACGACAAUGGAUCAUUGGCGACUUGCUCAAGGCUGGUGGUGGUCUAUACUCAUCUUCUUCUCAAGAUCGGCUUUUGGAUCCUCAUUUAUCAACAUCAUCAUCCACAUCAUCGUCUUCACCAUCAUCAAAUAUCAUUACUGAUGAUUCUUUUCAUCCUGGUGGAGGCAAGCGAAAAAGGGAUCAACUUCGAGAUAUUGUUGGUGGUGUUGGUGGUUGGUUAUUUCAACAGUGAUUCUUUUAUCUAUAUUGUACUAUUAUCAAAUUAUGAUCAAUAAAAAAAAAUAUAUAUA
Molecule: messenger RNA, 3147 nt
Organism: Halteromyces radiatus
Lineage: Eukaryota; Fungi; Mucoromycota; Mucoromycetes; Mucorales; Cunninghamellaceae
Product: secretory pathway protein Sec39-domain-containing protein
Exons: 3
Coding region: 21-3089 (1022 amino acids)
Biological process (GO): retrograde vesicle-mediated transport, Golgi to endoplasmic reticulum
Cellular component (GO): Dsl1/NZR complex; endoplasmic reticulum membrane
Molecular function (GO): SNARE binding
Source: RefSeq, a predicted model, not a curated record